GCUGGACCGGGAGCGUCACCGGGACCGGGACCGGGACCUGCGCCCCGGACAGCUCGGCCGCCCAUGCCCCGGGGGCCCGGCAUGUCGGUGCACUACACCCUGAACCUGCGAGUCUUCUGGCCACUGCUGACCGGCCUGUGCACCGCCCUCGUGUGCCUCUACCAUGUCCUGCGUGGAAGCGGCACCGCCGCCCGCGCCGAGGCCCCCGAGGGCGCGGACCUCGGCUUCCCGCUGCUCCGCGUGGCCGCGCUGCUCCUGUUGGGCUACGUCCUGCUGCGCAGUCGCCACGCUCUGCGGCAGCGCCUCCUGCCCGGCCCUUCCCGCGGCCUGGCGGGCCCGCCGGCCUUCUCCUCGCCCCGGCACGUCCCUGAGCCCGGCUUGGGCCUCCUGCUGGAGAGCUACUACGAGCACGAGGUGCGCCUGUCCCCGCAUGUGCUGGGCCACAGCAAGGCGCACGUAAGCCGCAUCGUGGGCGAGCUGGUGCGCGCGGGCCGCGCUCGGGGGCCGCCGGGCCUCGUCCCCGGGGGCGCGCUGGCGCUGGCCUUCCGCGGGGACUUCAUCCAGGUGGGCAGCGCCUACGAGCAGCAUAAGAUCCGGAGGCCCGACGGCUUCGACGUGCUGGUGCCGCUCCGCCUCCCGCCGCUCGUGGCGCUGGAGCCGCGGAGCCUGGGCGCGGAGCCGGGGCUGGCCGCCUCCUUCCACGGCUGCUUCGUGUGCGCGCUCAAGCCGCCGCCCGGAGCCGCCGUGGCGCCGUGGCUCCGGGACUGCAGACCCUUCGCCGACGGCUUCUGCGUGGACGUGCGCGGGCAGCGGCAUCUGGCCGCCCCCUUGGUGCUGCGCUGGUUCCAGGUGCAUCUGCAGCGCUCCCUGGCCGCCGUGCGCUACAGCCUGGAAGGACGUUGCCGCGUCAGCCUGACCCCCGGCGGCCCGGAGCAGCCGCCCACCCUGCACAUCCUGCCCUGCCGCACGGACUACGGCUGCUGCCGCCUCUCCAUGGCCGUGCGCCUCAUCCCCGCGGUCCACCUGGGCGACGGGGUCUUCCUGGUGGCGCCGCCGCCGCCCCCUGCGCCCGUGGGGCCCCUGGCGCAGGAGUUCCCGGGGGGCCUGCGCCCCGAGGCGCUGUGGGGCGUGAACACGGCGCGCCAGGAGCAGAAGCUGCUGAGCUGGCUGCAGGAGCGGGCGGCUCCAGGGGCCUGCUCGCUCAAGUGCCUGCAGCUGCUGAAAGCCCUGCGGGACCUGGGCGCCCGCGGGCUGGACGCGACGUCCGCCGCCCAGUGGGGCCGCAUACUGUCCUCGUACGUGCUCAAGUCUGCGCUGCUGGCGGUGCUCUUGCGCGACGGGGCGCCCGGCUGGGACGAAGCGCCCCUGGAAGCGCGCAUGGCACACUUGGUGCGCUUCCUGCGCGACUGCCUGCUGCGACGCCAGACGCUCUUCCACUGCGUCCUGGGCCCCAGCGGGGUGGCCGAGGUGGGGCCUCUCCCUAAGGUCCUGCGCGAGGCCGCCCCGGUCGACCUCCUGGCAGCCUUCGACGGGCGAGCCCGGGAAGUCGUGGCCGCGCAGCUGCUGUCCACGUGGCGAAGGCUGCCCCGGCUCCUGCGGGCCUACGGGGGUCCCCGCUACCUGGCCAGGUGCUCCCCGCCCCGCACUCAGCGCUCCCGGGGCUUCCCUAAGGAGGAGCCCUAA
Suncus etruscus (white-toothed pygmy shrew) is the source of this 1683-nucleotide messenger RNA. It is a transcript of the gene ITPRIPL2, whose product is annotated as ITPRIP like 2. The transcript has a single exon. The coding region runs from base 64 to 1683 and encodes 539 amino acids. Lineage: Eukaryota; Metazoa; Chordata; Mammalia; Eulipotyphla; Soricidae. The record is from RefSeq and is a predicted model, not a curated record.